CUGACUGAACUCUAUAAUGCGCGAUCGAUCGAUGCGAUCGGCGCGAUCGAUGUUUGUUGUUGUGUGAAAAAGGUAUUUUAUCAUUAUUCUCCAUUUUCCAUCAUGCCACGGCGGAAGGUAACAAAGAAGAAAGACACAGAAAAUGAUCAGAAAAAUGAAAAACUAGAGGCACUGCUAAAACAGUUUGACAUGGAAGUGGACCGUCGUGUGUACGAAAUGCACCGCGCGACCGAGCAGACGUGCGCGCACAUCGACGGCAUGUUCAAACUGGCCCGCCUCAAAAUACCAUCGGCAUUCAGAAGUGAACUUUUCGAGAACAUCAAAAAGGAUGACGAGCAAGAGAUGGCGAAGGCAACGGACACGCUGUCGGCAGUGGACGCCAUACUGGACGAGGCGGAGCGCACGGUCCGCCAGCGGAAACCGGCGGCACGGGGACGGGGCACGGGCCGUGCCACGCGCGCCGCGUCCUCGGCGGCUCCUCCGUCGGCGCUGGUGACACCCCUGCAGCCGCUGCGGCCGCUCCACGCCUCCACGCCGGCGGUGACGCCCAAGUUUGACCCGCUGACAGUGCAGCGGCAGGCGCCGAGCACCAUCCGUCGGCACCGGCCGCGCGAGGUGCUCAUGUCGCUCAAAGGCAGCCCCGUGAUGGCGGACACGGCUGGCGGCGCUGAGCCCGUGGCCGAGACCAAACAGAUAGUGCAACAAGCGGUGGAGCUGCUCCGCCAAGAGGAGGAUCUGGACGAAGAGACCCGACAGCUGAUGGCCAGCCUGCGCGACCAGCUCAACGACCUCACUGCCAGCGUCAACAAGCCCAUCUGAUGUGAUGGCGUCACUCUGACGUCAUCGGACUGUGUGACGUCCGCUGCCGAGCCGCGUGAGUUCUACUCCCGGCCGGCGACUGUCGGGCGGCGACGGCGCUGGAGGAGGCCGCUGAGCUGCCGCGCUGAGUAGGCUCGAUGGAUGCUGCCUAAAGGCACUGACUUUGUACUGGGAGAUGUGGGUUGUCCAUGCCCUUCUCCCGGUCUGUAUGUAUAUAUCGCGCUGCUCGUGAGGACGUUGAGUUGUGAGCGGGUAUGGCCCGGCUAUAGGUUAAUGCUUUGAACUGAGGAGAAGCCGCGGUGGAGUCGUCGCGUCCGUCUCAUUAGCCGGAGGAUUACCGUGACUGGAUGAAGUUCAUUGACGUCAUCGGUACCCAGUGGUGUCAUCUGUUGUGUUUGGUAUGCAUGGUUGGAGUGUGUGAUUCGACACUACCGCAAUCGUGCGGGGUAUGUGCCGCCUGCCUUCUUCCAUUCAUACUGUCUAUACUGUCCAGUGCCUGCCAAUGGUGAGGCGACCAAUACAUUGCUCGUAUACCA
Messenger RNA from Amphibalanus amphitrite, 1355 nucleotides. RefSeq lists its product as uncharacterized. NCBI's taxonomy places the organism in Eukaryota, Metazoa, Arthropoda, Thecostraca, Balanomorpha, Balanidae. Gene Ontology annotation, cellular component: chromosome, centromeric region; chromosome passenger complex; spindle midzone. The transcript has 5 exons. The coding region runs from base 103 to 819 and encodes 238 amino acids. Gene Ontology annotation, biological process: mitotic sister chromatid segregation. The record is from RefSeq and is a predicted model, not a curated record.